AUGGCUUCUAGCCAGCACAAGUUGUUUGUGAACAUUCAUAGGGUCGUGCUUUUGGGGAAUGUGACUGUAAUUUGUCCUUUAAUACUUGUUGGGUUCAGCUCUGAUAUUACUGUGAUUCCUAAAGGAGACCACAAUAAUGUCUCUGCCCAGAUUGAACAUAAACCUUUGUUUGCCAUUUGGCUCUUUGAUGUGGAAGGUAUCCCCAAGAUCUACUACUUUGGUGUGUGUGGGAAGUACAAUGCCUUGGUCAUGGAGCUCUUGGGCCCCAGCCUGGAAGACCUCUUCGACAUGUGUGGCAGACGUUUCACACUCAAGACAGUCUUAUUAAUAGCCAUACAAUUACUCCAUAGGAUAGAAUAUGUACAUUCUAGAAGAUUAAUAUAUCGAGACGUGAAACCUGAAAAUUUUCUCAUAGGGAGAAGCUCUACUAAAAAAGACAGAAUAAUACACAUAAUAGACUUUGGUUUGGCCAAGGAGUACAUUGACCCCACAACAAACAAGCACAUCCCAUACCGAGAGCACAAGUCCCUAACAGGGACUGCCCGGUACAUGUCCAUCAACACCCACAUGGGCAAGGAACAGUCACGCAGAGACGACCUGGAGGCCCUAGGACACAUGUUCAUGUACUUCUUGCGAGGAUCCCUCCCCUGGCAGGGACUCAAGGCCGACACCCUCAAGGAACGUUACCAAAAGAUUGGGGACACAAAGAGAGCCACACCCAUUGAGGCCCUCUGUGAAAAUUACCCUGAAGAAAUGGCGACAUACCUACGGUAUGUACGGAGGCUGGAUUUCUUUGAGACCCCAGACUACGACUAUCUGCGAAAGCUUUUCCAGGAUCUCUUUGAAAGGAAAGGCUUUGUCGAGGAUGGUGAUUUUGAUUGGACAGGAAAAACCAUGUCAACACCUGUUGGUUCGACGCAGACAGGAACGGAAGUGAUUGUUUCCCCAAGCAGAGAGAACCGCGAGAGGCACCCAACGGCUAUUAAGAGCGGCACCAAGGGUAAUGCAGCCUGGCCCGAAACCCCCAAGCAGGCAAGCAACAUGUUAGGCGGCAACCUCACCCCUGCAGACCGCCACGGCUCCGUCCAGGUUGUGAGUUCGACUAAUGGGGAGCUUGGACCCGAUGACCCGUUAGCAGGUCAUUCCAACACCCCCAUCACCGUACACCAAGAAGGCGAUACCUCGGAUGAAACAAAGUGCUGUUGCUUUUUCAAACGAAAGAAGAAGAAGGCAGGACGCGGGAAAUGACUGGCAGUGGUGCAGUGCUCACCCGAAAGAGAGGCCAUUGCGGUGCUUCUGCCGGCAUCUCAGUCGCAGUCCAAUGAGAGCAUCCUCAAUCCUCAGGCACCGCCACCCAUAGGGGGGCACCCCACCAACCCCCACAAGCACUAAGCACUCCAGUGUUACCUCAUCACCACCGGAAGCACUGCAUCUCCCAGCUGUUAGAAAAAAAAGAAAAAAAAAAGAAAAAAAAAAUCGACUACCCACCUGUAUCAUUGUGGAAACCAGUCCUCGUGCUUGCGUUAUUUGCUGUUACGUGACACUUUGUUGUGACCCCAUUGUUUUUUUGUAUUAUUUUAUUUUUUAAUGUAUUUCAUAACGCCUGCGCUGAGAUGGAGGCUACAUGACAAUAAUGGUGUGGAAAUGUUUUUAUUUGGAGGUCACUCUAUCCAAGUGAAAUGAUUUUAGUUCCAUUUGUAUUAUAAUUGAUUUUUUGAAAACUUCUUAAUUGUUACUGUUAUUUUUAUUACUACUGUUUCCUGCCCCCCCUUUUCCCCAGCCAGCUCUGAAACUUGGCUGGAGGAUUUGCCUCAACAAUUUCAUGUUGCACACCACCUUGCAGACUGUAGGAUAGUCUGCUUGUGUUGGGUCAAUUGGGACAAUGUAUUAGUUUAUAUAGAAUCUACAAAUAAAUUGCUUUGAGCACCCUGGACCCAUAUAGACACUAAACUAAAUGUAGAAAGAGAUAUGUGCAAUAAAAAGAUAUACUCAAAUCUGAUUUUUCUAAAAAUUAGGUCUCUUAUUCUGCAAGCAGGAAUGGUUUUAAGUAUCUGUACUUUAUUUAUUGUAAUCAGUUAUUUUGAGGUUGAAAAGGAACAAAAUUUUGAUGGCUGGAUGAAGAAGGCAGAGGUGGUGGUGGUGAUGUGACGGGGAACACGGGAAUUUUCCUUGUGAGAAUCGCUAAGCCUGAGAGGAUUGAUGGAACCCCCUCCCCCCCCUUUACUCCCUGGGACCUUUGUAAGGCCUAGACUUAUGUGUGAUAAGAGCAGUCAUUUUUUGCUUUUGUACUCUUUCGUAUUGUCUGUUUUUCUUUUUUAUCAGGAUUUAUAUAUAUAUAUUUUUUUUUUUUUUUUUUUUUUUUUGUAUCCCUUUAUUUAUGAAUGUAAAGUUUCACCUGCAAAAUGAUAGCAAUGGCUAAAGCUCAAAAUGACUGACUGAGUCACACUUGUUCUGUGAUGAUUACUUAACAAGUAAGACGAGUUCAGCUGCUCGUUCACUCCAUCUACCAAAAAAAAAAAAAUUAAAAAAGAAAAACUAGGAAGAAAAAAAAAAUGAAAGUGAAUGGACUUUUGUGCUUUGAUACGACACUUUAUUCGCAAAAUGACCAACAGAUUUUUAUAUCAUUAUUAUUAUUAUUAUUUUUACUUAUUAUUAUUUUUUUCUUAUAUUUUUUUUUUUUUUUUUUUAAUCCUCUGUGUAUUUAGUCGCCUUUGGGAGGUACUAAUGUAUACAUACUCUGGGACGACACUAGCUUAGGUGUAGUUUGGUGGAAGCAAGUCGUGACCAGUGCAAAGGGGGCAUUAUGUCCCUGUGUUGGUACCAAACUGGCAUCCAAUGACAUAGCUAUUUAAUUUUAAUAUAAUUUUACCUAGGUACCAUAAUAAAAGUUUUUAUUUGCUUAAUGCCCAACAAGCAGAGAUGAUUCUCAUGGUGAUGGAGGGAUGAUUAAGAAAAAGAGAGAGAGAGAGAGAGAGAGAGAGAGAGAGAGAGAGAGAGAGAGAGAGAGAGAGAGAGAGAGAGAGAGAGAGAGAGAGAGAGAGAGAGAGAGAGAGAGAGAAAUAUAUUAGAGAGUGGGAAGAAAAUUGAAAUGGGGUUGGGGGAAGAGAAACAAUAUGAAAAAGAAACAAACAUGGAGCUGUGAGGAAACAGAAAAAUAGUGUAUCUAUCUGUUGGAAAAUGCUCUCCCCCCCCCAAAAGUGCCAAACAGCAGGCAAGAAGACAAUAGGUGAAACACAAAUGAAACAAGACAUUCCUUGUUGGAGGAAUCAGUGAACCCAAACUCAUGUUUAUGAAAAGAGGGAUCUUGUUCUCCAAGCGCUGCAGCUCCCUCCCAAACCCCCUCCUUUAACUCUUUGUGAAUGCUGUGGAAUAAAAUUAAAUAAAUAGACUAUGUGUAUACGGAUAUGUUAUCGAUGUAUAUAGGGCAAAGACUUUCAGCUCCUACAUGUUCAGAUUCAUGUAUGACAAAAGAUAAAAAGUGCAUCAGUGCUGAUGGAUCAGGAAAGUGCCGUGGCUUGAAGACAUUUGUGAGAGGCAGGAAUGGGGAGCCAUCUUGGGUAUGGAGGACCCACACCACUUUUCCAGUCAUGAACAUGUGGAUCUUUACGAGGCAGUUACAGCUCCAUGAUGAAAGCAUCACCCUCAUAACUACAGAUUGUUGGAAGAUAUUGGCAAUCCAUACUCGUAGAAGGUUGGAAAAGCAGGAACCGUGUUAUAAGAGGAAAACGACCUUUGAAAACAGCAUGGAUUGUUGAGUCUUUCACGGUCCUUACAAACUCUGUGCUACGAUCUCGUCCCUCGGGACUUAUGCUAGAAGACUCGUUACUGGGAGGUCCUUCAAGCAAAGUCCAAAGUACCUUUCAGAAAUAUAUAAAUGUCAUGAGGAAGGCUACAACCUUCUUCAAAUAAUAUUUUUUAUCAUGCCUGUAGCUAUUCAUCAGAACAUGUGAUGUAAUAAGUGACUAUAAGCUUCAUAUAGUACUUUGAAUAAUGUUUCUUAUAAACAUACAUCCUUAAAGUGAAAGACCUUGAUAUGGAAGUAUCUUUGCACCUUGUACUCACUGAUCCCAUCACAUUGUCUGCCCUUUUAUGACUGAUUCUUCUGUUGCUACCUUCUUAUCCUCAAAAAAAAAAAGAGAGAGAGAGAGAACUGGAGUACGUUAUUUAGUGUUCUAUCCAUUGAUUUUUGGCAGUGUUCUGUAGUCACAAUUGAUAUAUUCCCCCUUGAGGCCCUCCUCGUAUAAACUUUCUAUGUGGUCACUUCAGCUAAUUGGACUUGCCUACAGAUGGUCAUAUUCUUGCUCACAUUUUACGGUUAUACUAAGGAAACAAUCUUCUAUAUUAAGCUUUAUAGAAACCUAGCACCUUGUAUGGGAAACAAGCAAUCAGGGAGGAAUAGUGUAUUAACAGGUUGAUUAUGAUUGCAGCCUGUUUCAUGCUGAAGCCAUUUCUUAUUCUGUCCAGUUUUGUAGGUAAACAAUGUAAGUGUGGUUAACAAGCUGAAGUAGAGACCUGGACCACAGCUAUUUAUGUACAAGGCAAACAAUAAGAAAAGUGUGUUGCUGCCUUCCUUCACACUGGUGUUGAUGCAACGUCCAGCAAAUAAGAUAUUAUGUGUAGUAGAGAGCUGUGUAAAUGAUUAGCAGAAUACCUGAAGAGUUACUAUAUCUAUAGAGUAAAAUGACUAAAGGACACAAUACCUUUUAUAGGAGUAGUGAGCCAAAUUCAGAGUUUUAAUGAUUGAGAAGUGCAUUGUAUAGUAAAAACGAAAUAUUCUUUUAUUUAUUGAUAUGUUUUGUUGUACAACGCCACUGUCCCCUUUAGGAAGAAUGUUAUCAGGACCCCCAAAAUUCCUUGGGCCAUUGGUGCGAGAAUGUUGCACCAGUGCAACAGAGGUACAGUAGCAGUGACGCCUUUGCACCGGCAGUAGCACCAGCACCAGUGUUAUCAUCACCACCAUGUGUUGUCAUCAGCAGUCAUCUACCCAAAGCAUGCAUGUUUAUGAUUCCUCGGUUUGAAAACAAGCAAACGAGGGCUUAUUAAACAAGUUGCUGAUGCCAUGACAAACCGUUAUGUAGGAAGCCAGGCUGAUGUGAUCAUCAUCCCUCUACCGUCACCAUAGUUCUUGGCCUUCAGUGUAAUGCAUGAGUGUGAGACGACUUGAGAGUAAGUGUAUUGAUUCUUGUCAGAAAUCGGUAAAUAUUAUUAUGAGUGCGAGAUAGUGAGAGAGAGAGAGAGAGAAAGAGAAAGAGAGAGAGAAGCGGCUGAGCGAUACCGAGAGAAAUAGUAGGUACGUGUGUGUGCGUGUAUGUGGAGACGGUAGUGUCAUCUGUGAUUUUCUCACUAGGAAUUAUGUGAAUGCUAAAUAUGAGGUACAUAGAUAUUGAGUAUGCCCAGUCACAAGAGUCGCCUGUCACCCGAUUUUGGGAAGUCAACAUGUAGUGAAGUUUUUGUAUAAUGUCGGAUAUGGAUGUAACCUAUGAUGAUCCAUUGAAGAUAACCAUAGUGUAUUUCAUCUUUCUAUGAAGUUGUCCUGUGGUUUGUAAGGGUGAAAGAAAUCACUUGUUUGCCUCUAUGGAACAUACUGCUUCAAUGUGCUGUUAAUUAAUAAAAAAAAUCAGCAUUUGUAUCCGUAUAAUCCAUAUAACUGGAAGAAUAUAAUAAUACUGUUGUUU
Penaeus indicus is the source of this 5675-nucleotide messenger RNA. Its product is annotated as casein kinase I-like. Gene Ontology annotation, biological process: signal transduction; endocytosis; positive regulation of canonical Wnt signaling pathway. Bases 1 to 1248 code for a protein of 415 amino acids. Lineage: Eukaryota; Metazoa; Arthropoda; Malacostraca; Decapoda; Penaeidae. Gene Ontology annotation, cellular component: plasma membrane; nucleus; cytoplasm. The transcript is spliced from 9 exons. The record is from RefSeq and is a predicted model, not a curated record. Gene Ontology annotation, molecular function: protein serine/threonine kinase activity; ATP binding.